This is a messenger RNA of Rhododendron vialii, 1522 nucleotides long. RefSeq lists its product as uncharacterized. The transcript has 4 exons. Lineage: Eukaryota; Viridiplantae; Streptophyta; Magnoliopsida; Ericales; Ericaceae. The record is from RefSeq and is a predicted model, not a curated record. The coding region runs from base 141 to 686 and encodes 181 amino acids.
UGCACUGCACUGGACUGGACUUGUUGGAAGCAAAUUGGACGGGAUGCCCCCGACGGGGGAGGCUGGAUGUGCAUUACUUCACCGAUCAGAGUCGGGUGGACCGGUGGAGUCGUAGACGAACCAUCCCCGAAAAUCACAGGAUGUCUGAUUUUCUUGAACCGGGUCAAACUGCAACUGGGACGAAUGAUGAAGAAGUCAGACGUACGGAAGUUAACUUUGGAAAAGAUCUAUUAGGGGAGGAGAGAAAGAAGAACGAACAGAAGGAGAAUUAUGAUCCACCACCACCACAGCACCAUACUUGGUGCUAUCUUACAUCCACGCAACUGCAGGAUUACAACAAGAGGUUUGAAGAGAGUGGGGGGUACGAUGUUGGGGAUGUUCCGUAUGAUGCUGUCGAUAUUCCUAUUAAACCAGUUUGCCUGGACAGCCCGAAGCUAUUGGAGAGGAUGGAAAAGUACUCAAACUUAGCUCUUGAAGAGCACAACAGACAUAACGAUACAAAGUACGAGUUUGUGAAGGUCCUCAAGGCAACCUUCAGUACAGGUGGUGCUCGGCGCUACUUCAUUACAUUUCAGAUCAAGGAUAUGGCUGAUCCUGGUUCUCCCACUCUCAACUCAUACCGAGCCAGAGUGUACGAUGGUUUUAAGAGUGAAACAAUCGUCGAGUUCUGCGCACCUGAACCAUAAUCCUAUCUACUCCAUGGUACUUUUUCCCCUCUAUGCACCUUUCGUGAGAGGAAAAUCAGUUGAAGCCUACGUGCAUUUUGUUUGUUGGUGACAUUGUUUAUUGCUUGUUUGAACACUUCAGGUUUAUGGGCAAUGUUGUUUGUACCAUAUGAUAUUAAUAGAUAUGAAAGGCAUUUGUUCGUUCCUCUAAAAGUUGAAUUGUUCUCGGAGCUGAGUGGUUAAAAGAUUAUAUGCAACGAAAUUGUGGAAUAAUAUUGUAACUUUCGCAACUUUUUAGGGCUAAACAAUGCAAUUAGGACAUGUUAUGCACAUGAUGUUUGUUAACCUUUCAUUCUUGUGCUGUUUUCAGGUUAGCGCACAUUAGCUAUAUGCUCAUGGAGGCUUUGAGGUUUAUUCUGAUUUUAUUUGGUCAAAUAUAAAGUCUGAGUUUCUUUACUUUUUGGUUUUAAAAUGCUACCAUUGUUAAGUUUAGGGUGGUUGGUGCUUCCAAACUAAUGGUUUAACUAUCAAUAUGACAGGACCAUUAUCUUCUGUUCAUCAAGUACGAGAGCGAAAUUUGACGUUUUAUAGUGAGCAUAUAAAUGGGCUAUUUGUCUAUGCGUUCCUUGGCUAUUGUGAACUCUAUAUUUUCUCGCGCAUUAGAAAUGGUUUCUUGUGAAGACUGGUUAUUUGGAUGAAGGCUAAGUUUGGUAUCAAAAUCUACAUGGUGGAGGAGUUUAAGGUGUAUCUUGAUGGGUUUCGAAGGACAAAAUUAUGACUUUGUAAUAUUUUUGGGUGGGUGGCUCCCAACUCUUUGUCGGAGGACUACUGUUUAUAUGUAAGUUUCUGUUCCUGGA